AUGGUAAUCACAGCCAGCAUACAACCCAACAAUGAACAAGGUGGCCCACAGAUCGUUGGAUUCGUUCUCGAACCUUCUAUGCUUGACCUCGAGCAUCCUGAUCCUCCAAAUCCUCCCCGAUAUGAAGAUGCCUUAAAGUUGGUAAGCGCUCCACCCCGAUACGAAGAGCAGUCGACUGGGUCGAGCUCUCCUGUCAGAAGUAUAGAUCUACCACCAAGUGGAAGGACAACUGCAAGGAUCGAAUCUUCGGUUGAUGAAAUGUCUUCUAAUGAUGGAGAGGGAGAAGAGGAUGCACAGGACGCCAUGGAUUUCGGACCAAAGGGACAUGUCAACGACUCGCCAUGGAGAUUGUCACUGCUAUGCACCUACAACGCCAGGACAGUCUCCACCAACGCCGAUCUUCACGUCCUUAAAGCUGCAGGGCGCAUUAACUACUACGUAAUCGCCUUGCAGGAAACAAGUCCAGGGAGACGGACGUGA
This is a messenger RNA of Strongylus vulgaris, 480 nucleotides long. The record is from the annotation of a GenBank genome assembly. Lineage: Eukaryota; Metazoa; Nematoda; Chromadorea; Rhabditida; Strongylidae.